UCAAGUCAGUUGUUAUUUUUAAUUUCCAACGGAGAGAGGUCACUGUGUGAAAUCAUGAAACCUAAAAAUUUCCUUUGGCUUAUGAUUGUUUUGUGCCAUUUGUUCACAGCAUGCUAUGGAGGUCGAAUUCUGGUCUUGCUCCCACUGGGCUCGAAAAGUCACAAGCUAGCGGUCAUGCCCGUCCUGGAAGCGCUGGCCCAAAGAGGUCACAACUUAACAAUCGUAUCUGGCUUCGAAUCCCCCGAGAAGAUGACUAACAUUCACGAAAUUCAAAUCACAAGUAUCGACGUGAUUCUCGAAAAGGUAGUCAAUUGGUAUGAUACCGAAAAAGGUGACGACGAGACCCAGUUGAAAACCAUGAUUACCGCACUACCCUACACCAAUAAUUUUAUUUACGAUGAAAUGAUGAGAAAUCCCGAAUUUCAAUCGAUUAUGCUGGAACGUAGCGUGGAUUUGGUGAUAGUUGACGGAAUCGUGAGCGAGCUCACUUUCCCAAUCAUUGAACAUUUAAGAGUGCCGUUCGUCUUUCAUUGCUCUUCUUUCGGCCCAUGGACAACAGCUGCAAUUGAAGCCAUGGGAACUGAUUCGGAUUACGCUUCGAUCCCGUUUCCGCAGACGGGAUUAGACGACAAAAUGACUUUCGCCCAGCGUCUGACUAACAUCCGCAAGGCUCAGUCGUUCCACUCGUUGCGACAAGCCCACAUUUUCGAUACGAUUGACGCCUAUGUCAAAAAAGAUUUUCCAAACGCUCGGCCGUCAGGUGAAUUUAUGAAGGAGGCCAGCCUAGUCCUAAUCAACAGCGACAUCACCACUGAUUGGCCUCGUUCGUUACCACCUACUGUGAUACCCAUCGGAGCUAUUCACGCACGACCAGCUCGAGAGCUACCGCUGCCACUGAAAACGUUCGCUGACGAAGCCGAGGCCGGUUUUAUCGUGUUCACGUUCGGAUCCAUCGUAAAAAUGACUGCAAUGCCAAAUGAUUCCCUACAGACAUUUCUAAAAGUGUUUUCACGAAUUCCACAAAGAGUGGUUUUGAAAUGGGAGGGUGAAAUUCCGGAAGAUGUUCCAUCUAACGUCAUGAUGGUCAACUGGCUACCACAACAAGAUCUCCUAGGACAUCCAAACGCCAAGAUUUUCAUAACUCACGGAGGGAUGCUGGGCACUCAAGAAGCGAUUUAUCACGCAGUACCUUUAAUCGGUUUGCCUUUUGGUAACGACCAGCAUACAAACUUGGCAAUGGCCACGAAACAGGGAUUCGGAUUGAAAUUAGAUUGGGAGCACUUGAGCGAAAAAUUGCUGUACGACUCGAUUGUGAAAAUGAUUAACGAACCCAGUUUUAAAGCCAACGCCUUGAGGUUAUCUGGAUUGAUGCGUGAUCGACUGGUGCCGGGAACGGAGUUGGCCGUCUACUGGAUCGAACAUGUUCUACGUCACGGUAAUACCAAACACUUGCAGGUGUCAUCAAAGUAUGUCCCAUUAUACCAGAAGUAUCUCGUCGACGUUGUCCUUUUUCUUGCUGUGAUUUUAGCCGUGAUGCUAACGUCAAGUUACUACACGGUCCGCUUUCUCAUCUCCAAAUGUCUCCAACGUAAUAACCCUGUCAAGUCGAAAACAAAAAAUAAGUAAUGUGUAUUUUCUUGUGUUCAAUACACUAAAUGUUUAUUCGCUUAA
Molecule: messenger RNA, 1671 nt
Organism: Daphnia pulex (common water flea)
Lineage: Eukaryota; Metazoa; Arthropoda; Branchiopoda; Diplostraca; Daphniidae
Product: UDP-glycosyltransferase UGT5-like
Exons: 4
Coding region: 55-1626 (523 amino acids)
Molecular function (GO): UDP-glycosyltransferase activity
Source: RefSeq, a predicted model, not a curated record